AUGGCUGCGCAGAAGCUCAACUUCUUCGAGAAGAUCGCCAACAUGGUCGGCGUCCUGUACCGCCACCAGGCCGCGCAGUUCCCGCGCCGUCUUGCCAUCCUCAAGGUCAUUUUCUUUUUCUUUUUUUAUUUUAUAAAAAUUAAAAAUCUUCAAGGAUUAGGAAUAAUUUAAAAAAAUUGUACGUGAUUGAAGAAGUACAAAGUUUUAAAAAAAAUUUAGACAUUUGGUCACUGAAAAAAAUAAGGGCUUUAUUGAUUUUAUUAAUUGAUUUAAUUAAAAACAAAUGUAGAUUUACUUCAUGGUUUUCAUUAUAUUCACCCAUUGAUUUGGAAAAAUUUCGCAUUUUUUUAUCGAGCAAAAAUAAAAAUGAAUUUACACUUUAACUCAUAGUCAGCAACGAAAAAUGCUAUCACAAAGAAAAAAUCGAAACAAAUCAACGUCAAGAAGGUCAUUGUGAAACAAAAAAAGAUUCCUUGAGUGCCAUUUUAAAUCAAUGAAACAAGAAAAUAUAAAAAUUAUUUUCUAUACAAGUGCUAAAAUUUUCCAGGCGGUCGGAAAGCACGAGCUGAUGCCGCCACGAACGGCCGACUGGCCAGCCAUCAAGGGAGACUGGAAGAAGGUGCAGAAGUUUGUCGCUGACGGACACUACAAACAGCUCACCAUCAAGGUUAUUUUCAUAUAUUUUUUUAUUUUCCUAGUAUGAAGUUUUUUUGACAAAAAAAGUUAGGAAAAAAAUAUGAGCCUUCAAAAAAAUGUUUCAAAAAUUAAAUUCUUUAACUUUACCUAUUGACAGUUUUAAUGAAAAGUCUCGUCAAGCGAUUUGAUUUUUGAAGUUGCAGCCGUCGAAGAGAAGAGCUCUUUUUGAUGGUUUUCCAGUACAAAAAGGCUGCUGAUUUGGUGGUAUAAAAAAAGACCGGAGAAAAUUGGAACGACUUUUUGACAAAUCCUUUUUCGACUUUUUUUUUGACUUUGUUUUGAAUUCACCUCUAUGAAGCAGGUAGUAAAUUCAUAAUCGAAACACAAAAAAAUAGAAAAAGUCAAAAAAAUUUUUAUAAAUCGGAAAAUACAAGGGAAAAAAAGCCGGGAAGAAAUUUUUUUCGAAAAGUUCCCCAGCAAUAUAUGAAAAAAAGUCGCCUUUCAAAAAAAUUUGCUGGCUUUUUCCUACCACCGCUGAAAAAUGCAUUAAUGAUCUUAUUUAAUAACAAAAAAAGGAAGAUUUAGAAUUUAUAAAGUAAAGCAUUGGGUAGUUUUAUUUUCCUAGCAUUCUCUCGGGGUCCUUAGGGUAUGCAGUUUUUUUGGAGGUCAAGAAAUGUUCUUCUACUUUUUCAUUCUAAAUUUUAUUUUACUAUAGGAAGGAUUGGUGUACACCGCAGUUGCCCUCGAAGUCGCUUUCUGGUUCUUCAUUGGUGAGAUGAUUGGCCGUCGCUACAUUUUCGGUUACCUCGUAAGUGUCUUGCUUUUUUUCAAGGAAUCUUUUGGAAUUGCAGCCACAUUUUCAGAAAAUGAUCUUCUCUUUGUUACUAAAAUUUCCUCGAAAAUUUUGAACCUUGAAAAAAACAAUAUUUCGAGAGAUUGUCGAAUUUUGAUUAUGUGUCGUAUAUACGCUCAAAUCAAGUUAAAUCUGGUCGUCUCUUUUUCAAAUUUAUAUUCCACCCUUAAAUAGUUUUUCACAAAAAACUGACACGGUUUCCAAAAUUUUUAAAUUCCCUUUUGAACGUUUUCUCUAAAAUUUCAAAUUCAAAAAAAAUUUUUUGCUCAUGCCGAUAGUUAAGUUUUGGCACUACUAAAUCUCGUUAUUACUUUGAUAACUACAAUCUUUCAAGUUUCAUAACUUGAUCAAAAGCAAAAAUAAACAUUUCCGUCACCUCCAAUAACCAUAAGCAAAAAUGAUAAACCUUCCUAGCUCCAAUGUCAACUAUUUCUGGUAAAAUAGCAUUUUAGACAGAGAAUCGCGGAAAAUAAUUGGCUGAAUAGAGAAAAUAAAGGAUUUUUUUUUUUCUUAUUUUUGAUUUUUUCCAGGUUCCCGGCGAUUUCGUCUCAAAGGAAACCAAGAAGCAGGCCAAAGCUAUCGAGCACGACGCCACCCAACACCAUCAUUAA
Molecule: messenger RNA, 2100 nt
Organism: Caenorhabditis auriculariae
Lineage: Eukaryota; Metazoa; Nematoda; Chromadorea; Rhabditida; Rhabditidae
Source: the annotation of a GenBank genome assembly